GAACGGCUCCUGUCUGAGGUGAUAUCACAAUGCAGUGUGUGUGUGUGGGGGGGUGGGGUGGUGUAUCUGUCCCCCCCCCCCACAGUCCUCACUCACUCUGUGGUGGUCGGUGCCAUGUCUAGCAGCCUGUCGGUGCUGCUGAGCGUGGCCCUCCUUGCAGUGCUGGGCACGGUGCCCAAUCUGCUGCUGGUGCCAGGCCCUCCGCCCGUCCUCCUGCUGCGUCUGCCCUUCAUCUCUCACAACCCAUUCCGCCUGCGGUGCCCCGGGGGUGAGCGGAGCGGUAAUCUGCACUGGGAGUACAGCAACGGCAGCGAGGCGCUGACUAUCGCGGGCCCCUGGGCGGCUCACUAUUACCGCGGGCCCCUCAAGCAGUUGAAGAUGAGGAGCCGCGUGCUGUGGGACCAGCUGGAGGUCCGGCACGCCCGGCCCAGGGACUCCGGCCUCUACGUGUGCAAGGACGGCCAGCGCACGGUGGCGCGCUUCCAGGUCGAGGUUCAGGACGCCACCAGGCUGCACGUCUCCCAGGAGGCUCUGGGCCAGUGGGGGUUGGGCAGGCUGCCUGCCCCCCCUCCCGGCCGCAGGACCCUCCUCUUCACCGUCUGGAGCUCCUGGCAGGCGUGUGACCGCUGCGGAUCCCCGGGGGAGCGCAAGAGACUGGGCUACUGCUACGGCCGGGCCGGCGCUGAGACGGUGCCCUGUGGCCUGAUGACUGGGCUGGGCUUCCUCUCGCCCCCGCGCGGGCCGGAGCUGCAGGUGGAGGUCUGCCGUGUCAGCUGCCCCCUGAGGGUCACUCCCCCGCCCCCCAGCCCGCGUACCCGCCUGGCGCGGCCAGGCUCCCACCUCGUGCUGUCCUGCCCAGGAGGCUCCAUCCACCGGCCGGUGUCAUGGCAGCGGGACGGGGUGCCCCUGACCCGAGCAAUGCUGCUCCGGCACAGGGGCGAGGCGUCCUCUCACUGGCUGGACCCCCUGACCGGGGGAGCCAGUUACUGUAUCGCCCGGGUAGCUGCCUCUGACCGCGGCCUGUACCGCUGCCAGGUGGGAGGCAGGCCGGCUGCCAGCUUCCGGCUGGUGCUCCCCAAUGCGCCCACCCCACACCGCCGCUUCGAGCUGGUGAGAAUACUGGGGGCAGCCCGCGCGCUGCUGGCCACCUUCGCUGCCCUCUUCAUCAGCAGUGCCCUCCUGGAGCUGGCUCACUGCUGCUACCCCCGACCCCUGGCACUGCCAGGGUCACUGACCCUCCCCCUGACACCUGACCCCUGGCACUGCCGGGGUCAGUGACCUUCCCCCUGACACCUGACCCCUGGCACUGCCAGGGUCCCUGACCCUCCCCCUGGCACCCGACCCCUGGCACUGCCGGGGUCACUGACCCCCUUCACCCUGACUCCUGUCCCUGAGGCGGCUCUGUUUCUCCCAACCCCCCGGCCCUUGUCCCUGGGCAGGUCUCCCCCCCCCACCGACUGUACCGCUGUGGCUGCAGGAUCCGUCUGUCCCCGUCAUUAAAGAGUUUAUUUAUUUAUGCGAAAGGAAUUCUGAGUCCGUUUGUCCCUCAGAGUCUGCCUGGAGGAAGAGGCUGGAGCUGUCUUGGUUUGCGGCUGUGGUCACCAGUGUCUUGCUCGUGUGCCCGGUUAGAGUGAGGGACUGGCGCAGUGCGAUACAAGCCUUGUUGUGUCACUGUGCACCGAGCUCCUCUCCCUGUGUGACACAGGCUGCUUUGUGGGGACUGUGCUGUCAGGCUGUGGCUGAGUGACUGGGCAGAUGGGGAGCUCGCAUGUACACAGGCGUGUGCUGGCUGCUUGGCUCCGACCAAUGGCAGGGUGAAAUU
Molecule: messenger RNA, 1822 nt
Organism: Chiloscyllium plagiosum (whitespotted bambooshark)
Lineage: Eukaryota; Metazoa; Chordata; Chondrichthyes; Orectolobiformes; Hemiscylliidae
Source: RefSeq, a predicted model, not a curated record